Acomys russatus (golden spiny mouse) is the source of this 2749-nucleotide messenger RNA. RefSeq names its product gamma-secretase activating protein (gene Gsap). NCBI's taxonomy places the organism in Eukaryota, Metazoa, Chordata, Mammalia, Rodentia, Muridae. The record is from RefSeq and is a predicted model, not a curated record. The transcript is spliced from 32 exons. Bases 100 to 2676 code for a protein of 858 amino acids. Gene Ontology annotation, cellular component: trans-Golgi network. Gene Ontology annotation, biological process: positive regulation of amyloid-beta formation.
AAGCAGCUGCGGGUAGGCGGGGAGGAAGGAGAAGGCGGCUGCGGGGCUGGGAGGUGUGAGCCGGGCCCGGAAUGUCCUCCUCGCCGCUGCUUGCGAGCCAUGGCUCUGCGGCUGGUCGCCCACUUCGACGUGCGGGCGGACGUGCUCCCGAGUCUGCCCGCCCAGGCGGGGACUGCGGCGGGAGGAGGAGGCAGUGCAGGUGCGGCGUAUGUUUUAGAAACAGCUUACGAGAGCUUACAUAUAUUAAACAUUGAAAGAAAUGGAAACAUUAUUUAUACCUAUAAGGAUAAUAAGGGAAAUGCUGUCUUUGGAUUAUAUGACUGCCAAACCAGGCAGAAUGAGCACCUGUACACCUUUGAGAAGGACAUGCAAGCUGUCAGCUGCUCUGUCAACAGUGAGAGAACUGUGCUUGCUGCGAGUUUCGUGCAGUACACUAAGGGAGGAGUAAGGAGUGAGCUUCAGCCAGGAUCAAAGUGCUUAACUUUGCUGGUUGAAAUCUGCCCUGUCAACAACGUGAAGGUUCUGAAAGCAGGGGACAGCUGUGUUUGGGUACAGUUCCUCUACCCACAUGGCGGAAGUCAUCACCAUCCACAAGACCACCUGUUACUGGUGUCAGAAGAGAAAUAUGUUGAACGGUUUCAUAUCCAGAUCACCAGAGAAGAUGGAAACAGAGUUGUAAUUAGAAAUUCUAGCCAUCUCCCAAGAGACAGAAUAGCUGAAGAUUUUGUUUGGGCUCAGUGGGAUAUGUCAGAGCAGCGAUUAUACUACAUUGAACUAAAGCAUUUGAAGAGUGUUUUGAAAUGCAUCCAGUUUUGGGGAGAUGAAAGUUUUAACUUAAUGUUUGAAAUGCCCUUGGACAUAUCAUUAAGUGGCUUAGGAUUUAAGCUUGUCAACUUUGGGUAUGACUCUCGUCAAGACCGUGAGAAGUUACGCAACCAGCCUUCUCUGUGCAUUUUCAGCAACCAUACAGGGAGUUUGUGUGUGUGCUACAGCCCAAAGGUGGACUCUUGGAAAGAAAUCACUUAUUCAAUAUUUUACCUGCAUAAAGGAUAUAGAAAGACCUUCAAGGCUGCUCCUGGGGGUGCUGACUCACACGUGGUGACAGAGGGCAUUUCUUUUCUCAGCCUUGGCUACUUUGUAGCAGUUUACUUGCCAGGUCAUUUCCUUCAUCUGCUUAACACUCAACACCCAGACUUGACCUGCCACAGUCUGUUUCUGACAGGAAACAACAGAGUGGCUUCUGUGCUACCUCUGAGUCCUUUACAGUCCCUGCCAGGGUCCCUGAUCCUAGACUGCUCUUCUGGAAAGGUCUACAGAGCUGCCCUUGACCAGUCAUACUUGAUGUGGCUCCUAUGGAACGCCUGCCUAGACUGUGAGAAGAUGGCCGCACUGCACUGCGCGCUCUCCUGUGGUCCAGAUGCAGGCUUCCUGGAAGACCAGAUCGUCCAGUGGGUGUCUGAGCAUGCCUCUCCCUGCCACUCAUUUGACCCCAUCCAGGAGUUUCUAGUUGCCUCUUCCUACUGGAGUGUGUAUCCAGAGCUGGUUGGCGUGGAUGUGCUCUUACCGUACUCCUCUGUGCUGACUUGGAAUGCAGAAAUUCCUGGAAUAAAGCUUGUGACAGAAGAGCUUCCAUUGCCUCUUAUGAAGGUCUACAACGUGAAGGGUUACUGGGCAAAACUGAACGCCAACCUUGAUUAUAUCAAGUAUACGAAGCCUCACUUACGCUAUCACAACAGUGUUGUGAGGAGAGAGUGGCACAACCUGGUCUCUGAAGAGAAAACGGGAAAGAGAAGAUCCACCAUGUAUGUGAAGAGCAUUCUUGACAAUGCGGCAAAGGUGAUUUCUAACUUGGAAACAAAGACACUGGUUUCAGAGCCACGGUUAAUACCCCUCUUACAAGAGGAAGAUAGACACCAGAGGCUGCUCGUGGGCCUGAUGGCAUCUGAGCUAAGAGACCAUCUACUGAGACACCUACAGGGUGUAGAAAAGAAGAAGAAAAUUGAACGGCUGGUUCUGGACUACAUUUCAAAACUGCUGGAUCUCAUUUGGCGUAUGCUGGAAACCAGUUGGAGGAAACACAGUGGGCACCCUUGGGUUUUCCACCUCAAUAACCAUGGCAGUGCUGCAGACUUUGAAGUCUUCCAUCUCAUGACCAGGGUUUUGGAUGCUACCAACAGUUUGUGUCUCCCUCUGCCUCCCGGUUUCCACUCUCUGCACAUGAUCCUCGGGGUCCACUGUCUCCCUCUGUACAACCUGCUGCACUACAUUGAUAAUGGGGUGCUGCUGCUCACGGAGACCGCGGUCACGAGGCUCAUGAAAGACCUGGACAAUUCAGAGAAACAUGAAAAACUGAAAUUUAGCAUCAUUGUGCGGCUCCCUCCGCUUAUUGGCCAGAAAGUCUGUCGGCUUUGGGACCAUCCCAUGAGUUCCAACAUCAUUUCACGGCACCAUGUGGCGCGGCUGCUGAAGAACUACAAGAAAGAGCCUCGGAACUCUAUGAUUGACAAGUCAUCAUUCCCAAUAGAAUUUCUGCCUCUGAACUACUUCAUUGAAAUUCUGACGGGCCUGGAGUCCUCCAACCAAGCCCUGUCUGAUCUCGAAGGACAUGACAACGUGGAUGCAGAAUUUGUAGAGGAAGCUGCUCUGAAACACACCAUGGUGCUUUUGGACUUGUGAAGGCGAAUGUGCCGAGGAGCUGCUUUCAGUGUUGUAUGUCGUUUCCACUCCCCCUCCCCCCUUUCCUGGGAGC